Messenger RNA from Staurois parvus, 327 nucleotides. Lineage: Eukaryota; Metazoa; Chordata; Amphibia; Anura; Ranidae. The record is from the annotation of a GenBank genome assembly.
GACAUGUACACAGAUCAUCAGAGCACUGAUGAUCAGUGUGCCCUGAUGAUCUGUGUAGCCCCAGCAGUGCCACCUGUCAGUGACUAUCAGUGCCAGCUCUCAGUGCUCAUCCAUGCCACCUGCCAGUGCCCAUCAGUGCCACAUUUCAGUGCCUACCAGUGCACAUCAAUGCCACAUAUUAGUGCCCAUCUGAGCUGCCUGUCAGUGUCACCCAUCAGUGCCACCUAUCAAUGCCAGUCAGUGCCACCUAUCAGUGCUGCCAAUCAUCAGUGCCACCUAUCAGUGUGCAUCUGUGCCGCCUAUCAGUGCCCAUCAGUGCCAUCUAUC